AUGGUGAAGCUGGGCUGCAGCUUCUCCGGGAAGCCGGGCAAGGACCCCGGGGACCAGGAUGGGGCUACCACGGACAGCGUCCCUCUGAUCAGCCCCCUGGACGUCAGCCAGCUCCAGCCACCAUUCCCGGACCAGGUGGUUAUCAAGACACAGACAGAAUACCAGCUGUCCCCCCCGGACCAGCCAAAGAAGUUCCCCGACCUGGAGGCCCAGAAGCUGGCCUGUAACCACCCUGAGGAAGGACGCAGGCUGCCCACAGCGCGGAUGAUCGCCUUUGCCAUGGCGCUCCUGGGCUGUGUCCUGAUCAUGUACAAGGCCAUCUGGUAUGACCAGUUCACCUGCCCCGACGGCUUCCUGCUCCGGAACCAGUUCACAUUUUUCAGGUUCUUGUCUGCGGAGGCCUCUCAUUCUCGGGAGGAAGAUCGUCUGCGCCAGGCACUGAUCUCCGGAUGGAGGACACGGCACCAGCAGGUGGCGCUGCGGCCCCAGGUCUGA
This is a messenger RNA of Puma concolor (puma), 495 nucleotides long. Lineage: Eukaryota; Metazoa; Chordata; Mammalia; Carnivora; Felidae. The record is from RefSeq and is a predicted model, not a curated record.